AACAAAAAUGAUAAUGUUAAUGUUACGAAAAUUUUCCGAUUUUACACACAAAUAUAAAGUAUUACGUGGCAUGCUUGCCUAUGGAUUGCUAUGGCCCUGUGGAUCAUUGGCCGAGCAAACACUGAUAGAGAAACGGACAUUCCGCACAUAUGACUGGAAGAAAUGUCUUAAAUUCAGUUUAUUCGGCUGUUUCUUCAUGGGUCCCACAGUUUAUGCAUGGAUGCGCCUGGCCUCCAUUAUGUGGCCACGUACUGACAUCAAAUCAUCUUUUUGCAAAGCGAUUACAGAGCAAGCCGGAUACGAUCCAAUGGCCAUUAGUACAUUUCUAUUUACGAUGAGUCUGAUGGAGGGCAAAACAUAUGAGGAAGCCAAGCAUGAGGUCGCUACAAAAUUCCUAGAUGCCUACCGAGUCGGUGUCAUCUAUUGGCCAUGUGUUCAAACCGUUAAUUUUGCAUUGAUUCCCGUUCAAAAUCAGGUGGUAUUUACAUCGUUCUUCAGCAUGUGUUGGACAACAUUUUUGGCUUAUGUCAAAUAUAUGGAAUUGCCCAAUGUCGAUGUGGAUCAUCAUAUGGAAUUUCAUUUGGAUUUUCAUAUUUUGGAUUUUCAUGUACAUUUCUAAGG
Musca vetustissima is the source of this 621-nucleotide messenger RNA. RefSeq lists its product as uncharacterized. NCBI's taxonomy places the organism in Eukaryota, Metazoa, Arthropoda, Insecta, Diptera, Muscidae. The transcript is spliced from 3 exons. Gene Ontology annotation, cellular component: membrane; cytoplasm. The coding region runs from base 8 to 619 and encodes 203 amino acids. The record is from RefSeq and is a predicted model, not a curated record.